AUGGCUAAUGACAAAGAAGUUGAAACUUCUUCCGAGGAUGGAAACAAGUCUGAUGUUUCGAACCCUUUUUUCAUUCAUCACUCUGACCAUCCUGGCAUGGUUCUUGUAUCCAAACCGUUGAAUGGAGACAACUAUGGGACAUGGUGUCGCUCCAUAGGAAUCUCCUUGAGUGCCAAGAACAAACUUGGUUUUGUUAAUGGCACUGUCAAGAAGCCCUCAAAGAAAAUCGAUCCUGAUAAGUUCUCUCUUUGGCAACGUUGCAAUGAUAUGAUUCUGUCUUGGAUCUUGAAUUCCCUUGAUGAAGACAUAGAUGAUAGCGUCAUCUACUCUGACACUGCUCACGAUAUAUGGGAAGAUUUGAAGGAGCGUUUCUCUCAAAGCAACGUUCCUCAAAUUUUCCAGAUCCAACGUGACAUUGCCUCCCUUAGAGCAUUUCCAGGGCUAACUGGUGGAAAUGCUCUUACUCAAGAUCAAAUGUCGGUUGAUGCUUAUUACACAAGACUUAAGGGACUAUGGAAUGAGUUGGCAUCAUACAGCGAUGUGUCGACUUGUACCUGUGGUGCUAUGAAAGAUCACACUGAACGCGAUGAAAGGAAUCGUGAUGCAAUUUCUUAUGGGUCUGAAUGA
Prunus persica (peach) is the source of this 627-nucleotide messenger RNA. RefSeq lists its product as uncharacterized. The record is from RefSeq and is a predicted model, not a curated record. The transcript has 2 exons. Lineage: Eukaryota; Viridiplantae; Streptophyta; Magnoliopsida; Rosales; Rosaceae. Bases 1 to 627 code for a protein of 208 amino acids.